Messenger RNA from Acanthocheilonema viteae, 1017 nucleotides. The record is from the annotation of a GenBank genome assembly. NCBI's taxonomy places the organism in Eukaryota, Metazoa, Nematoda, Chromadorea, Rhabditida, Onchocercidae.
AUGAUAGGCAGUGAAGGUGAGCAGUUGUAUCGGCUAAAGAAUUCCUAUGAUGAAGAUACCAAUGUGUAUGACGGACAGCACUUUGUUAAUGAGAUGUUUAAUGGUCGUUCCAUUAUCCAACGCUUAGUAGAUCAUGUUGGUGGAUGUGAAAACAGUUCGCGUUUCUCGAAUGUUCGGAAUAAUUCAGAAAACUUUUUACUAAAUAAAGCAGGUAAUAUAUCCAAUGGAGAACAGAAGACAAUAUAUUCAAUGGAUAACGUUUUAAAAACUUUCGAACCUUUGGAAAAGCAAAGACACCUUGCAAUGGUGGUACCGUCGCCUGAUCUUUCGUGCGAUAGUUCCGAUGAUGAGGAUGACUUAGAACAAAGACAGUUUAACAACACGACAAAUAAUCGCGGUUUUCGUCGAAAAAUGUCAGUGAUAAAACCAGAUCCAAGUAGUAUAUAUGCGAAAAGAAGUGAUCUCAUAUCACAUAAAGCACCACCUUCCAAACAGUUGGUAAACAGUAAGAUGACAUGGGUCGAAUCCCAGCGUGACUUUUACAUAGCAUUUGUAAAUGAACAAAGGAAAUAUGGUUUAUUGGAACGAGAUAUAGCUGAGCAAAGCUACGAAUCUCUUGUCGGUCGAAAGGUUGAAGAAGGUGAGCCGUGUAUGGUUCUGAAAAAUGGUCAGUUUUAUCGAGCUCUGCUGGAAUCUUCGGUGGAGAACACAUGUCAUGUGUUUUUAGUUGACUUUGGUGGAUAUCUUAUAAUUUCAAGGAGAGAAGUAGCGCCAAUGCUUCAACAACAUGCCCAGCUGCCGAUGGCUGCAAUUCAUUGCUCUAUUUUUGGCGCUUUUCGAGUAAAAUUGACAAUUGAGGCUAUUGAUUAUUUCAGAAGGAAAUUUCCAAUUGAUUCGACCUUCAAGCUUCUGUUUGUUCGCAGGUCAGAACACGGUAAUUCCUACGAGACACAACUUUAUCUGCGAGAGAACAUGCAACAUGAUGCAUUCUUGCCAUUAAAAGCUUAUUUUGACUGA